UGCUCUGGGGACCUAAAUUCUCUGCUCGCUUUUCCCUGGACCCUCUCUGCCUGUCUCUGUUGAUCCAGGGUCUUAUCUUGUCCUCUGGAGGUAUGCUAAGUGCUGUACCAGCCUGCCUGUUUGCCUGGCCUGUUUUCUCUCACGGCCAGUACCUCUUGGAUUCCAAUUCCAAACAUGGUAUCCCUCUGGGGUCACCCUUUCUUCCGGUGCCAAGAGAACAUGCAUUCCAAAUGGAACACAAGUGUGUCUCUCCUGCUGGCUCUCACGCCUCAUUCUGCUUGGGAACAACAGAGAGCAGGAUGUGGCUUCGGUGUCCCGCGCUGCUGAAGUUUCUGGUGUUGUGAUCCCACUUUCUCUCAGGACAAUGCGUGUUUUUUGCUGAGAACUAAUUAUGAAGACUAUCCUAAGAAAGCCGGAGCCAAAGAAGUUUACUGGAACGCUGCAGAGAAGACGAGAGGGUUGCUGAGAGAGAGAGGGGGAAGAAAAAAAAAAAAAUCCCAAACAACGAACCUAGAUUUUCGAUCUUCCGCGAAGUGUGCUAUGUUCUGGCGUUCUUUCUCAGAGUCACCAGAAGCAUCCUGCCAGCAAAGGUGGAGUCGGUGGUGAGGAGCCACCUGGGAGUACAGAUUGAUUGAUUGUUUUCCCCUCGCUUUCCUUAGUGGAGAGGCCUGGAAAGGCUUGAGAGCCCCGAAGAUGAGCGUCAACAGCAGCACGCUGGGUCAGCUCCUCUGGCAGAGGCCGGUGUGCAGUAGCUGGGAGCAGAAUACGGAAGGGUCUGUCUACCACCUGGCCAACUGCUUCUUGCUCAUGGGCUUUAUGGCAGGCAGCGGGGUGUAUGGAUGCUUCUAUCUCUUCGGCAUCCUGGGCCCAGGCUACCUCUGCUAUGGGCUUUGGGGCUGGUUUGAUGCCUGCGGGCUAGACAUCGUCCUUUGGAACUUCCUGUUGACGGUGGCCUGCCUGCUUCAGCUGGCACAUCUGCUGUAUCGCCUUCGGGUGAAUACCCUCCCUGAGGAGUUCAACCUCCUCUACAGGACUCUGUGCCUGCCCCUGCAGGUGCCCCUGCAGGUCUACAAGGAAAUUGUCCACUGCUGCCAGGAGCAGGUCUUGACACUGGCCACAGAGCAGACCUAUGCCGUGGAGGGGGAGACACCCAUCAACCGCUUGUCCCUGCUCCUCUCUGGCCGGGUUCGAGUGAGCCAGGAUGGGCAGUUUCUGCACUACAUCUUCCCGUACCAGUUCAUGGACUCUCCCGAGUGGGAAUCAUUGCAGCCUUCUGAGGAGGGAAUCUUCCAGGUCACGCUGACUGCCGAGACCGAAUGCAGCUACAUUUCCUGGCCCCGGAAAAAUCUCCACCUUCUUCUAAACAGAGAGCAAUACAUCUCCCGCCUCUUCGCAGCCCUGCUGGGCUAUGACAUCUCUGAGAAGCUCUACACCCUCAACGACAAGCUAUUUGCUAAGUUUGGGCUGCGCUUCGACAUCCGCCUCCCCAGCCUCUACCACGUUCUGGGGUCCUCAGCCUCAGACGGAGGACCGGAGUCUGAGAAGGAUGAUGAAGAAGUCUUUGAGGCGGCUGUGUCCCCUGCUCAGGCCAGGCCCAUCUGUAUCCUGCCAACAACAGCUCCUUGUUCCCCACCUCCCGCUACCACCAACUUCCCUGUGCCUCUGUCUCGGGCCAGGAUGUCCAGACCUGACAGCGGUGCCCUGGGUGAGGACUCCACCAGUCUGGUGCUGGAGGAUUUUGAAGAGGUUUCAGGAUCAGAGUCGUUUAUGGAUUAUAGGAGUGAUGGGGAGUACAUGAGGUGAGGGCAGAGCUAACAUGGGCACACCACCAGCUAAGGAUCCUGUCUUCCAGAACUCCUCUCCAGAACUCUUCUCAGGUUAUGUCCAGAGCACAGGCCCCUUUGGCUCCAACAGACACUCCUGAGCUUUAAGGACCACAGAGCUGUUGUCUGUGGGGCCAGAUGGCUCUCUUCCAUGUUCCCUGGAUGGCCACUUGUACUCACACCCCUUCUAUCAUCCAUCAGAAAGAUCCGGGGGAAGAUGGGAGACGGACAUGCCAUGCCAGCACCACAACUGCCCCAAGGGUGACAUGGAGAAACUUACGUUCAUCAACCUUCCUCAUAGGAGGAAGGUCCAGAGGCAUCAGGCCUGACUCCUUUUAUGGCUUGUAGAACCGUGGCUGGUUACACAGCCUCUGAGCCUGGUCUGUCAAGUGGGGCUAGGAACUCACCUCAUAGGGUUGUUGUGAGGAGCCAAUGAGUUGAUUGGGUAGAGCACCUAUGACGUGCCAUGGCCUUGAGCAUGCGCUCACUAAAGCACCCCAUGCCUCUCCUGGAUGCUGUUGCUUUAAAUUGUCUGCAAGGAUCCAGUGAAUUUUCCGUGUGGUUAUUUUUUGUUUGUUUGUUUCCAAAUAAGUUUUUAUUGAAAUAGAAAAUUUUUAAGCCCUGAUAUUUUCAACUUUUAAGUUUAAAAUAGAAAUAACCGUGCCCUGUUUAUGAAUCUAGCAUUGGAUUCAUAAUUAGUAGGAUUGUAUAAGCUUAGCCAAUUCAUUUUCCUUCCUUAAACAUUUAAAAGUGACUUGCAAGUUGAGUCUGUUCUGCUCUCUUUUUAUCUGGUUAUUUAUUUUGAUGGAGACAGUAUGUUGCUACUAUAUGAGACUGGUCUUGGAUUCACAGACCUCCUGCUUCCCCACCCUGAAUGUAGGAUUGCAGGUGGACACCAUCAUGCUGUGCUGAAUCUAUUCUACAUUGCUUUUCUUUUCAAAGUUCCAUGUAUGUUCUGGUUACCCGAUGCUGUGUCAAACCUGUCCCUGAUACAG
This is a messenger RNA of Peromyscus eremicus (cactus mouse), 2818 nucleotides long. RefSeq names its product popeye domain containing 2 (gene Popdc2). NCBI's taxonomy places the organism in Eukaryota, Metazoa, Chordata, Mammalia, Rodentia, Cricetidae. The coding region runs from base 694 to 1803 and encodes 369 amino acids. The record is from RefSeq and is a predicted model, not a curated record. The transcript has 4 exons. Gene Ontology annotation, molecular function: cAMP binding. Gene Ontology annotation, cellular component: sarcolemma.